UGGUGGCUGGCUCGCGUGACAUCGAUAACGCAUAAUAAAUCGAUAAUCGAUCGGUCCCGCGUUUUAUUGAUGAUCGGCAACGCUGCGCGUUAAGUUUAGUGCGUCAGUGCGGCGGGCCGCUCCUGCGCGCGGGUUUGGAGCGCGCGCGCCAUUUUGUCCAGCGGCCGCGGCGCGCGCGCAGGAUGAGUGAGUGACGGACGGACGGCGGGACUGCUGCGCUGCGGAGCGCGCCGACGCUCACCGAGAGGCGAUCUUCAUUUCUCUACGGUUCUGUGGAAGCGGAUCCGAGCGGCGAAGGCUUCGAUCCGACGCCAUUUGGAUGGGAAUUCUCGAGAAAAGCGUGGAUUUAUUCUGAAGGAUUUUUAUCGCUCUCGCCAGAAAGAGGCGCGCGCGACACGAUCUUCACCAAUGGUUGUGCAAGUUGAAGAUAAACUCAAACAUCUAAUACUGCAAGACCCUGCUGAAACAUCAGGGCUGUUCUCACCUGGAAACCACUCGCUAGUCAGUUCAGUGAGCUGUGGUUUGCAGAUGGACUCCCCUGUCAGAAUGAUAUGAGAUCUGUCAGAAGACGAUGCAUACAGGAGGAGAGACCUCAGCAUGCAAACCCUCAUCUGUCCGGCUGGCUCCCUCGUUUUCUUUCCAUUCGGCCGGCGUGCAGAUGGAUGCGCAGACGCCCCAAUCUCACCCGCCGUUCGGCGAUGGUCACCCGCAGGGCGCUGACCAGUCGGGCGCCGCGCUGCCGUACGCCUCGCAAGCCCCCCAACCCAACUCCACCCAGGUAACCGCUGAUAUGGUGAUGUUACAGAGGCGAAUGCCUCAGUGUUUCAGAGAUCCGGCGACAGCACCUUUACGGAAACUCUCCAUUGAACUGAUCAAAACCUACAAACACAUCAAUGAGGUUUACUAUGCAAAAAAGAAGCGUCGUCACCAACAGGGUCAAGGGGAGGACUCGAGUAACAAGAAGGAGAGGAAACUUUACAACGACGGUUAUGACGACGACAACUUUGACUACAUCGUUAAAAACGGAGAGAAAUGGAUGGACAGAUAUGAGAUCGACUCUCUAAUAGGCAAAGGCUCGUUCGGUCAGGUGGUGAAAGCGUACGACCGCGUGGAGCAGGAGUGGGUCGCCAUUAAGAUCAUCAAGAAUAAAAAGGCUUUUCUCAAUCAAGCUCAGAUCGAAGUCCGACUGCUGGAGCUCAUGAACAAACACGACACGGAGAUGAAGUACUACAUCGUUCAUCUCAAACGCCAUUUCAUGUUCCGGAAUCACUUGUGUCUGGUCUUCGAGAUGUUGUCCUAUAACCUGUACGAUCUGCUGAGGAACACAAAUUUCCGCGGUGUGUCUUUGAACCUGACGCGUAAGUUUGCUCAGCAGCUUUGCACGGCGCUGCUCUUCUUGGCCACCCCUGAACUGAGCAUCAUCCACUGUGACCUCAAACCCGAGAACAUCCUGCUCUGUAACCCCAAAAGAUCCGCUAUCAAGAUUGUCGACUUCGGCAGUUCCUGUCAGCUCGGACAGCGGAUAUACCAGUACAUCCAGAGUCGGUUUUAUCGCUCGCCAGAGGUUCUACUGGGAAUGCCCUAUGAUCUGGCUAUAGACAUGUGGUCUCUGGGCUGCAUCUUGGUGGAGAUGCACACUGGAGAGCCUCUGUUCAGUGGAGCUAACGAGGUCGACCAAAUGAACAAAAUUGUGGAAGUUUUGGGGGUCCCUCCCAGUCAUAUUCUGGAACAGGCACCUAAGGCCAGGAAGUUCUUUGAGAAGAUGACCGAUAGCACGUGGUGUGCAAAGAAGACCAAAGAUGGCAAAAGGUAUAAACCCGCAGGCUCUCGUAAGCUGCACAAUAUCUUGGGCGUGGAAGCCGGUGGCCCAGGUGGGCGAAGAGCCGGUGAGUCGGGCCACGCCGUCGCUGACUAUCUUAAGUUCAAAGACCUGAUCUUGCGGAUGCUGGACUACGACCCUAAGACUCGCAUCCAGCCAUAUUACGCGCUGCAGCACAGUUUCUUCAAGAAAACUGCGGACGAGGGUACGAACACCAGCAGCAGUGUGUCCACGAGUCCGGCACUGGAACAGUCGCAGUCAUCUGGAACCACAUCCAGCACCUCCUCAAGUUCAGGAGGUUCUUCUGGAACCAGCACGAGUGGACGAGCCCGAUCUGAUCCGACCCAUCAGCACCGGCACAGCGGAGGGCAUUUCAGUGCUGCAGUGGGCAUCGACUGUCACAACCUCUGCCCACAGGCGAGACAAGCGUUCGUGCCCACGCUGGGCUGGGUCGGAGGAGAUGGGCUUCAGCAGGCCGCGGGAGAGACGCAUCCUGUCCAGGAGACCACCUUCCACGUGCCGCCCCACCAGCCCAAGGCUCUGCACCCCCACUCGUCCCACCAUCAUCAUCAUCACCACCACCAUCACCUCCAUCAGCACCCGCAGGGCCCCGCCCGUCCACGCCCCCGACUCUACUCGCCAUCGCACAGCGCCUCCACGCAGGACUCAAUGGAGGUGACGCACGGCCACCUGUCCAUGACCUCGCUGUCUUCCUCUGCCUCGUCUUCGUCCACGUCGUCCUCCUCCACGGGGAACCAUCACCACGCCUACCAGAGCCGACCGCUGCCGCACGGACUGGGCUUCGGGCACAACGGCAGCAUGACUUUGGGAUUGGGUGCCUUCUCCAACCCGCGGCAGGAGACGGGCGCACCGGGUCACCCAUCGUAUCCCGCGAGCACGAACUCCGGGCCGGGCCACUACAUAGCCGAGACUCACGUGGGCCUAAGACCGGGCAUGGAGCGCGAGGAGUCGCCCAUGGCGGCCAUGUGCGUGCAGCCGAGCUCGGUGGCGAGCUCCUGACUAGCCUGAGAACGCUCGCGUCGCCAUUAAAGCUGCUGGAACAAGACGAGAGCCGAUCUCCGAUUGGCUGCCGGGAGCCACGACAUCACCGUCCGCGGAUGUUUAACACGAGGCUUUCUCUCAAACGUUUGCUUUGGUUUAUCUUCUGUUCUUUCGAUCUCAGAUGGUUUUCGAUGCUCGUUCACCUUCACGCCGCUGAGUUCCUCUGGAAGAUUUGAAGGUGAUGGAGACUCCCGAUCUCUCGAGUUCCUCUUGUUCAUCUGUUUUUCAUGUUGUGCAAUCGUGUGCUUUAAGCAGAGCGUUUCCAGAGUGCAAUGAGACCCUGCAGUUGUGGUCUAGGGCGUGCGUGACAGUGGGCAGUGCUUCUUUAAUAUGGCCUUAUCAUUACAGACUGAAUAAAGAUGAGCUGGACGUUUCUUCAUCUCAAAGUGAGAAAAGCUUUCAUGUAUUUUUGAGUGUGAACACCGUUAAUUCAUCUCCACACAGGAACACUGUCGGAAACAGAAUGGUGAUUUGAGGCCUUUUUUAAAGAUUUGAAUCCUAAUAAUCCACCAGUGGGCACGUGGUCUCGUCUGUGUGUCCCUCCUGCUCCCCCUCUUAAUUUCAGCUUGAUCUCGUUGCUCCUGCGGCGCGCCGUGUGCUUUUAUUUUCAACCUCAAACUUUUGUGUUGCUUCUUUGGUUUUUCACUUCAUUUUUAUUAUUAUUAUUAUUAUUAUUAUCAUGCUGUGAAUUUUACACAAGUUUUAUUUUUCCUUUUUGAUAAUUUAUUGUACCAAAGGCGUUUUUGUUUUUCUUUCUCUUAUUUUGUUUUGUUUUUUUAUAGAACAUAGAUGUCUGUAACCAAUAAUGUAGCAGUUCUGCACUUUUUGAAGCAAAGGUGUGUCACGUGACGUCACAGAACUGGAAGUGUGGUUUUAAUGUUCCUGGACACCACCGUCCAUCGCUUAGGAAAUUCUGUCGCUCUGUUUUGUUUCGCUUCAUUUUCACUCGAGCGUUUCCCAUCGGUGGGACGACGGUGCACGUGGACGCCGCGAGCUGCUCGGCUGGUCCCAGAGCAGCUGGACAGUCAGAGAUCACAUGCGGGCCAGACGCAGGUGCGUGAACGACUCUCACAACUCUCUAAAGCAAUCCAAUCCCAAGACGUUUUCGGUCCACGCCGGUCUCUCUCACUCUCUCUAUCUCUCUCUCUCAAUCUCUCUCUCUCUUUCUCUCUCUGUGCGAUCGCGGUGGUUUCGAACGGACGCAUGGUUCUUUAGGGUUCCUGUGGGCGUGGCUUACGGAAGGGAGUCCAUGAAACAGGCUUCAGGUGUUUACUUUGUGUGACCCCAUUUUAAUAGCUGAAAUAGAAUUUAUGUACAUAUUUAUAUUUUUUUAAUAAAGGAAGUUUAGAACUCACUACUUUUUUCCUAAUGGUAUUUUGAGUACAUUUAAGUCAACCUGCAGUGGAAGUGGUAGUCAAUGGAUAUCAGUGCUUCCAUGCCAAAGUAGUUGACGAUGACGACGAUGUUAGUACAAAUGAUGUAGGGUUGAGAUGGGAGGGGGAGUAGCUCUUCAUACUUCUUCAAUAUUCUAGACAGGGUAUCGUUUGUGGAUGUGUCUACAAUCAGAACGACAUCGGGCGCCGGUUCACAUGUUCGUAUGACGUAGUACACAGGAACUGUUGUUUUUCUUUCAACUGUGGUACUUCAAUAAAUGGGUCCAUUUGAAAGCGGAAGUCGUGCUGUGGCGGACGGUUUGUGUUGUAGGGUGACAAACAUCGACAGAGCUCCUGCAAACAUUUCAGGCCACACCUGAUUUUACUCUUUAAUUCUGUCUCUCUCUCUCUUUCUCUCCCUCCCCCUCGUCCAACUUUCCCCUCGGCUUCCCGUCCGGUUCACAUUUACACUCCUCGUUUGGUUCCAGGACAUGUGAUGAUGAUGAUGAUGAUGAUGAUGUAAACAAAACGACAGACGGAUAUUUGGGAUCUUUAUCAACAGGUUGUAAGAUCAGGACUUUGUGUAAAUUAAAAUGUCGCUGAAGGGCAGUAAUGGACAAACCCUUUGUACUAUAUUCAAGCGGUCUUAUGUAUGAUUAUAAAAAAACAAAGUUGCUUAACUUGUA
Paramisgurnus dabryanus is the source of this 4940-nucleotide messenger RNA. It is a transcript of the gene dyrk1aa, whose product is annotated as dual-specificity tyrosine-(Y)-phosphorylation regulated kinase 1A, a. Gene Ontology annotation, biological process: peptidyl-threonine phosphorylation; protein autophosphorylation; peptidyl-serine phosphorylation. Gene Ontology annotation, molecular function: protein serine/threonine kinase activity; protein serine/threonine/tyrosine kinase activity; ATP binding. The record is from RefSeq and is a predicted model, not a curated record. NCBI's taxonomy places the organism in Eukaryota, Metazoa, Chordata, Actinopteri, Cypriniformes, Cobitidae.